AUAUUAGUAGCGGAAUGCAUAGGGAGUACUUGUUAAGUUAACAUCACAUUAUCCCUAAGCCAUCCAUUGACCAACAAGACUCCUCUCUGAUGGUGGCUCUAAAAAGUACCACUGCGGUUGCAGCGCUGGUUGUUCUUCAAUUAGCCUUGUCAACAGCAGGACAAACCUACCAAUACAGUCGAGGGUGGACGAAUGGAAGGAAGAGGUCUCACGAAGUAGAAAAAGAACUUCCGCAGUUUCCUCUGGCCUUCUCGGCCACGCCUUCAAAAGACUUUACAGAUGAUUUCUUGGAUAUGUUAUCUCAGGAUGUUCCAUUCAGAAAAAAAUUGAUCCAAAUGCUGUGGAAAAUGGAACAACAGGAAGAUAAUGGGCCAGGAUAUUAGUUCAGGAGAGUUGCAAGUAAAGGUACCAAGAUGUGUUGAUGAUGGUUUCAAAACAAAUCUUAAUUUUAAAUUAAAAAACAAAAAUGCUUAUUAUAAAAAUAAUUAGGAUAAAAAUAAUAAAAUUUUGAUUGUUUAUUGAA
Molecule: messenger RNA, 523 nt
Organism: Parasteatoda tepidariorum (common house spider)
Lineage: Eukaryota; Metazoa; Arthropoda; Arachnida; Araneae; Theridiidae
Biological process (GO): positive regulation of heart contraction
Molecular function (GO): corazonin receptor binding
Source: RefSeq, a predicted model, not a curated record